CACGAGAAUGUCUGAGGUAGAGAAGAAGAAGAGAAGUAUAGAGUUAGAAAUCGAAAGGAGCUAAAAAAAGAAGAAAUCGAAGGAAGAAAGCAUUGAGAGAGGGGAAGAUCAUGAUCCUAGCAGUGUUGUUCGCGAACUCCGUUGGGAACGUUUUGAUCGAAAGGUUCAAUGGAGUACCAGCUGAGGAACGGCUGCACUGGCGAACUUUCUUGGUUAAGUUGGGAGCAGAUAAUCUCAAAGGCGUUAAAAACGAAGAGCUUCUUGUCGCUUGCCACAAGUCUGUUUAUAUAGUGUACACAAUGCUUGGAGAUGUUAGCAUCUUCCUUGUUGGCAAAGACGAGUACGAUGAACUUGCUUUGGCAGAAACCAUAUAUAUCAUAACAGCGGCUGUGAAAGACGUAUGCGGAAAGCCCCCAACAGAGCGAGUGUUUCUGGAUAAAUAUGGAAGGAUUUGUUUGUGUCUUGAUGAAAUCGUUUGGAACGGACUUCUCGAGAACACUGACAAAGACAGGAUCAAGCGACUCAUUAGAUUGAAACCUCCUUCUGAGGUUUGAUUUUGUCCAACCAUUCUUCCUUUACUCACUCUUAAGACAUUUCUGCUUCUCCACAGAAUGUUUGUUUGUUAAAUCACUUCUGUCUAUCAACAUAUUCAGCUACUGCUCUUGUUCAAUCAGUCCAUUAUGUUGUAUUAUUACAUUUUGUAGUUUUGUUGAAGACCUAAAGAAAUGGUUUGUGUGUAA
Molecule: messenger RNA, 740 nt
Organism: Camelina sativa (false flax)
Lineage: Eukaryota; Viridiplantae; Streptophyta; Magnoliopsida; Brassicales; Brassicaceae
Biological process (GO): intracellular protein transport; intra-Golgi vesicle-mediated transport; retrograde vesicle-mediated transport, Golgi to endoplasmic reticulum
Cellular component (GO): COPI vesicle coat
Source: RefSeq, a predicted model, not a curated record